Molecule: messenger RNA, 941 nt
Organism: Rhagoletis pomonella (apple maggot)
Lineage: Eukaryota; Metazoa; Arthropoda; Insecta; Diptera; Tephritidae
Product: vacuolar protein sorting-associated protein 28 homolog
Exons: 1
Coding region: 114-746 (210 amino acids)
Biological process (GO): protein transport to vacuole involved in ubiquitin-dependent protein catabolic process via the multivesicular body sorting pathway
Cellular component (GO): ESCRT I complex
Molecular function (GO): protein-containing complex binding
Source: RefSeq, a predicted model, not a curated record
CUUGAUACCUGUCAAACUGACAGUUAUAAAAACAAAAGAAUUCGUCAUCUGUUGAAAAUUUUAAUUGUUUAUAUUUUUUUGUUCAGCGAAGAAAUAAAUUAUACAGCUGAAUAAUGCAAGAUAAUUGUCCCGAACUAUACGAAGAGGUAAAACUUUAUCGCAAUGCACGUGAACGUGAAAAGUAUGAUAACAUGGCAGAUUUGUACGCCAUCAUCAACACGCUCCAACAGCUUGAGAAGGCGUACAUUCGUGACUGCAUCACUCCUCAAGAGUAUACCGCUGCCUGUUCCAAGUAUUUGGUGCAAUACAAGGUCGCAUUCAAGCAGGUGCAAUGUGACGAGUAUCCCAAUGUUGACACAUUUGUAAAGAAAUUCAGACUGGACUGUCCGGCAGCUCUCGAGCGGAUACGGGAGGACAGGCCAAUCACAAUACGAGAUGACAAGGGAAAUACAUCUAAAUGCAUUGCGGAAAUCGUGUCGUUAUUCAUUACUAUUAUGGACAAACUGCGUCUGAAAAUGAAUACAAUGGAUGCUUUACAGCCAGACGUAAAAGAUUUAGCAGAUAACAUGAAUAGGUUGUCAUUAAUACCGAAAGAUUUUGAAGCUAAGCAAAAAGUUGAGACUUGGUUAAGCACAUUAAACGAUAUGCAGGCUUCAGACGAGUUAUCAGAAGGACAAGUGCGUCAAUUUCUUUUUGAUCUGGAAUCGUCAUACGGAGACUUUACUAAACUGUUACACAGCCAGUAGUCAAUCAGUCAUUAUGUGGAAUGAAAUUAAAUAUACAUAAGCGUACAUACCUAAGUUAAUCUCGUAGAUUUUAGUAAAAAAAAAAAAAUAUUUUGUGUUCGGAAUUCUGUGUGAACGAUCGAUUGCUUAUUUACUUUCGUUAAGCCGCUUAUUAUAAUUCAAAAAAUAUAUCUUACACAAACGAUAUGUAAUAAA